AUGGGAAUUUCAUAUCUCACCAGGCAUCUACUGCCAUACGCCGAGACCGUAUCAUUCGGAUCAAACAAUAAUACCUCGCUCCCAGGCCCCUACCAGCAAAACGUCGUAAUUGAUGGUCCAAGCCUCGUGUACGAUGUCUACCAUCGCCUCCUCGCAAAUAUGCACCCGGGCUGCGACAUCCUGGACGUCCAGCCAACAUGUAAUGAGGUAAGCCGCGGCUUCGUGGCUUUCCUGUGUAAAUUGGAUAAAUUGGGCGUUGAAGUAAAAGGAAUCUGCUUCGACGGCGCUCUGCCCGUUUCAAAGCGGUCUACAAGACUCUCUCGCGUCGAAAAGUCCAGGAAAAAACUGGAGUUGUGUCGGAGGCAGGUUUUGAGCACAAAGACCCGGACUGAAUGUCGAAGGGAAAUGUCCUCGGAUGUUAUCUUUGCACAGAUAUGGAAUUCUGCUCGUAGUCUCCCUGCGCGGUGGAAAAAUCUGCCGGAGAAUCCGUUUAUGGUCUCGGCUGUUUUUGAAGAUCUUUUGAAUCGGUGGAGUAGGGAGGAGGUCUUAAGGGAAUUUGGAGUCCGGCUUGACGCUCGUCUUCCGGAUGAAUAUCCCUGGGCGAAUGUCACGGUCAUGGUUGCUGGGGAGGCGGAUAUUGAGUGUGCGCGCGUGGCGAGGAGUACCAACUCGGCUAUUUUAACGAGUGAUUCAGACCUUUUGGUUCAUGAUCUUGGAGUGGCGGGUUCGGUUGUGUUUCUCAAUUCGUUGCAGUUGACCGAAAGUACGGAGGGAUCAAACCAAGCAUCAAAUUUGAGUCUUUGUGGGCAGGGUAUUACUCCUCACGAUUUAUGCCGCCAUCUCGGAAUGCCUAAUAUUCAACGCUUUGCCUAUGAGCUUCUGACAGACCCGCACGCCCCGUUUUCGAAACUUCUGCGUCUGGCGAAAGAAUAUAAAUACGGGGACGAUGAGAAACGAUCCGUCGAAUAUUGCGAUUUUCUUCGUGAGUAUGAGUGUGGCUCUGGCCCUACGUUUAAUGCAGCGAGCAAAGGAGAGGAUGAAAAGCUUUUCACUCAGGGGAUGGAUCCCAGGGUCUCGGAAUUGUUCUGGCAAUUCGUUUCGCCAGAGACAUAUACCCAAGCUUCUCAAUUCCAUGUCUAUCUUGGGGUUCUCCACGAGGACUCCUCUCGGCGCUGCGCUUGGGAACAAUCUCGAUUCUAUCGCUCACUUGGCUAUGCUAUUCUCAAUCUCAGUCGCCGUGCAAUAGCAGCGCACGAGUCCGAACCCCAGGCUCAGACCGUGUACGAAUUUGUCCGGCGGGGAACGAGAAUUGUCGCGGAGCAGAUCACUCUCGCGGGCGAGAAGACUGUUUUUUCCGACCUAGAUUGUCUCCAAAGACGUCUGGAUCUAGCUCGGAGUACGUUUACUUUUGACGAUGCUUCAAAUUCAAAUUCUUCGUCAACUUUUUGGUUCUUGUUUGCGCUCGCGGAGGUUUAUCAUGAAUUAUCGAAUACAGCGACCCCGCCGACUGCCAAGCACUUGCAAGGGUUUCUGAGCAAGGGCUUUAUGGGAAAGGCCACGGAUUGGGGGGGAUAUUCACCUUCUAGCUCAGAUUCAGGCUGUUCUUUAUUCUCUUCGAAUGUUGCAGCAACUUCUUCAAAUCGCUGCGAAGACUUAUGA
Penicillium manginii is the source of this 1659-nucleotide messenger RNA. RefSeq lists its product as uncharacterized. Lineage: Eukaryota; Fungi; Ascomycota; Eurotiomycetes; Eurotiales; Aspergillaceae. The transcript is spliced from 2 exons. The record is from RefSeq and is a predicted model, not a curated record. Bases 1 to 1659 code for a protein of 552 amino acids.